CGUUGCAACGACACAUUUGUUUACGUUAGCGGAGACGGGUCUUCCACGUGCCCACCCUGUUGGCGGCGGUGGGCGUCCACUCCUCACACCAAGAUGCGGUUCUCCACCUCACCUGCGUCUUCCUGAAGAAGUGUGGACAACUUCCCCGCCUGUGAUCACCUCACAGGCCACCACCAGGGCUCAUAGGAUCUGUGGGAUCGUCGAAGCCCGAAAACAACAACAACAACGUGCAAGUGUCACUGCACUUACCCACCCAUCACCGGACCCCUACUGCCCCUGGUGCAGGACGGUCGAGGAAACCAUUGAACACUUCUUCUUACACUGCCCCCGCUUCCACUCCCACCGUGUUGUGCUCCGUGAUCACCUUGUUGCCUUGGGUGUGUCUACCUUUGACCUGCCCACCCUGCUGGCGGCGGCGGGCGUCCACUCCUCACACCAAGCUGCGGUUCUCCGCCUCACCUGCGUCUUCCUGAAGAAGUGUGGACAACUACCCCGCCUGUGAUCACCUCACAGGCCACCACCAGGGCUCAUAGGAUCUGUGAGAUCGUCGAAGCCCAAAAACAACAACUUACCCACCCUCCUGACAGAUUCGGGUGUGCAUUCAUUCAUCCUUCUCGACAUCCUGAGGAUCCACUGUCUAUUGCCACGGCGGUGGUAGUGUUACAUGACUACCUCAAGGCUGAUAAGGAUCACUAGGUCUUAGCAGCUCAAACAACAACGAAUGUUGUUGCUGCGUACCAUCUGUGCCAACUCCACUCCAGCGUGUUUGUCAAGCAUAUCCCAGAUAUACAAAUAGUGAAAGAUGCCUGAAGACCAAAGUAAAGAAAAUGAUGAGAACCCAACAGAUGAUGACAACAAGAAGGUUGCUGUUAUUACGAAGAAGAAGAAAGUUUUCCGUCCAAAGAGCAGUGUUGUUAAAGGGGUGCCCCCAGAGCUGGAAAAUGACCCUAAAUUAAAGCUGGCAGUUGAAGUGUUACCUCAAAAUUACAAUUUUGAAAUACCAAAGACAAUCUGGAGAAUUCAGCAAGCCAAUGCCAAGCAUGUUGCACUCCAGUUUCCUGAAGGUCUUUUGAUAUUUGCCACAACAAUUGCAGACAUCUUGGAAUCUUGGACUGGAGCUGAAGUUACAAUAAUGGGGGAUGUGACAUAUGGGGCAUGUUGUGUUGAUGACUUCACAGCACGAGCCAUUGGAGCUGACUUCAUGGUCCACUAUGGCCACUCGUGUUUGGUGCCCAUUGAUCAGACAGGUUCCAUCCCAUGUUUGUAUGUGUUUGUUGACAUUCAGUUUGACACGGUUCAUUUAGUGGAUGCUAUCAAGUCUGUCUUUCCCACAAAUGAGCCAUUGGCACUGGUGUCAAUAAUUCAGUUUGUCAGUUCUCUACAGAAGGUUGCCCAAGAAUUGAGGGACUGUGGGUAUAGUGUGUGUGUUCCACAGUGUCGUCCACUGUCCCCGGGUGAAAUCCUGGGCUGCACUUCAGCCCCAGUGCCCUCUGAACACACCAUUAUCUGUCUUGGUGAUGGCCGCUUCCACCUUGAAUCCAUCAUGAUCUCAAACCCAGAGUUAUCAACUUACUUAUACAACCCAUACAGUAAGGUUUUGUCUAGAGAAUAUUAUGACCAGCCAUUAAUGAAAAAGAUCCGCAAGGAAGCCAUUGAUAAAGCAGUCAAGGCUGAAAAAUGGGGCCUGAUCCUUGGUACUCUUGGGAGACAAGGAAACACUAAAGUCAUGGAAAACUUGCAGAAGCAGUUGUCAGCAGCCAAGAAGAGUUUUGUUGUGGUCUUGUUGUCUGAAAUAUUUCCUGCCAAACUGGCUGCCAUGAGUAGUGUGGAGGCCUGGGUGCAGGUAGCAUGUCCCCGUCUCUCCAUAGACUGGGGUGCCUCUUUCCCUAAACCAUUGCUGAACCCCUAUGAAGCAUCAGUGGCUCUCAGACAUGCUGUGUGGGACACUAAGUCCUAUCCCAUGGAUUUUUAUGCCCAUGAGAGCUUAGGAAACUGGACACCAAACCACAAGCCUCCAUGUCUCUGUGGCAAGACUCGCAGCACAGGAUGUAAAGGGGUAAGGUGUACAGCAGUGAGGUAGUUAAUGUGUUUUUUGGCCAGGAUACUGGCUUUCUACCAUCUUAGAACUAUACUAUUGAGGGUUUUUUUUCACUCUGGGUGCUCUUUGGUUGUAGGAUUGUAGGACAAACUUUAUUUUAAUGUUUGGUUAUAUUCAUCCUCAUUAAUUAAGAUAUUCUCAUAUUGUGAUAAUAGCAUAAGUGGGCAUUAUUAUGAUAAAUUACCUUAAUAAUGAUACUGGAUUUUUGGUUAUCUGAAAAUUGUUUCUCAUGUAUAUUGCCGAUACUUUUUGGUUUCAAACUAGUUAUGAUCAAUAUUUGAGUUUUUGGAACAUGAGUAUGUUGAGGUUUUUAAGCUUUCAAAAUCAGAUGUAAUUAUUUUACAUAAAACAAUACUUUUCACCAGGGAAGAGGUAGGAUAAACAUUGAAUUUUGAAUUAUUUCUAUGAUUUUUCUAAGUUUUCUAAGACAAGAGAUAAAAACAAAGAUUUGGAUUUAUCAAUUUUUAAAAUUGAAAUAUCAACAAUGUUAUUGCUAGUAUUGGAAUUAUGGAUCAGUUGUUGGUUAUCAUCGAUAAAGUUAUCAUUACUGAUUUAUGAGUUAUUGUGAUGGACGUUUUGUUUUUACAUCCAUCUAUGAGCGUAUAUCUAUUAACCAGCCUGUGCUGGCUGUGAAGGGAUGCUUUUCAUUCUUUUCUUUGAAAUUCAAAAUAGAUUUUUCCUUAUGCUUAUACUUUCAGUCUUUGUUGACUGUUAACUUCUAGCAUUAGCUAAAGUGAAGUCAUCUUUUGCAAUGUUUGUGCUCAUUAGGUAAUUGGAUUAAGUAUUGAUUUAUAUUCUGGAGUGUGAUAAGGACACAUGAGUUUGGCAUUGAUUUAUUUCAUAGAGGCAGGUCAUACAGCAUUUACCUGGGUGAUGGUUCACAUACUGAACAAAGCUCACUAUGUAAUGAAUCCACUUUGUGGGUUGCCUAGUGCAGGAGAGAAGGCAUGGCACUUGCUUCACAUAAAUAUAGUGAUUAGAUAGAAAUACAACCAUUAAGUAAGGCUGCUAAGGAUUAAAAGGAGAGUGAAGUGUUUUUUUCCUGCAAACUGUUUAAUUUCAAUAAAUUCAUAUUCAGUA
This is a messenger RNA of Portunus trituberculatus (swimming crab), 3178 nucleotides long. RefSeq names its product 2-(3-amino-3-carboxypropyl)histidine synthase subunit 1-like (gene Dph1). Bases 803 to 2080 code for a protein of 425 amino acids. The transcript has 4 exons. NCBI's taxonomy places the organism in Eukaryota, Metazoa, Arthropoda, Malacostraca, Decapoda, Portunidae. Gene Ontology annotation, biological process: protein histidyl modification to diphthamide. The record is from RefSeq and is a predicted model, not a curated record. Gene Ontology annotation, molecular function: 2-(3-amino-3-carboxypropyl)histidine synthase activity.